Molecule: messenger RNA, 2545 nt
Organism: Mytilus californianus (California mussel)
Lineage: Eukaryota; Metazoa; Mollusca; Bivalvia; Mytilida; Mytilidae
Exons: 2
Coding region: 141-1610 (489 amino acids)
Biological process (GO): DNA integration; DNA recombination
Molecular function (GO): DNA binding; zinc ion binding
Source: RefSeq, a predicted model, not a curated record
GAGGGAAUGAAGAGCAGUUUAAGCAAAACAUGAAGGUGCUCAGCAAAAUGAAAGAAGCAGACAGUCUGUUAGAUGGUACCAAUCCAACACCGGAUACCGUAUGCAAAGCCAAGGAGAAGUUAGCGGAAGGUAUUUCUUGAAUGAACUAUAGACAAAAGUUAAUACGUAUUGCAGAUUCAUCCGAGCUGGGCUGGCGAGUCGUACACGAAUAUGAAACCAACCCACUUGCAGAUGAUUCGGAAGAUGAAAGGAAAUUGUAUAAGGCUGAAAACAGAAACAGAGCAGAAAGAAAGGUGAAAGCUGAUAAGACAAAGAAAGCUAGACGAGUACAUCCCUACGUCCAACCAGCAGAAAAAGCAGUUAUGACGAGAAAACCAGGCAGAUGUUUCAAUUGUGGUGUGAAAGGACAUUGGAAACAGGAAUGUCCUGAGAAACAGCAAAGAAAAAAUGAUAAGAUAAGUAAUCUUAAUACUUUAAAUAGGUGUAAUUUAGAAGAACACGUAGAUAACUUAUGUAUAAAGGUUGAUACAAUUAAAUCACCAGUCAAUAGUUUGAGAAAACACAUAAACAAAUGGAAAAUCAUUCAAGCAAGUGAUUACAUUUUAAAUGUUAUUGACAAAGGGUAUAUGUUACCGUUAAAAACUUUACCUGAGAACGUUUUAUUAGAUAAUAAUAGAUCAGCCAAAGACAACAAAUCAUUUGUUAAAGAUGAAAUUGAGAAAUUAUUAUCUAAAGGGUGUAUAUCAGAAGUAUUUGUAAAGCCUAAGGUCGUAAAUCCAUUAACGGUUGCAGGAAUAGGUUUGAGAGACAAAAUUAAGGAAGAUGUGAAAGAUGCCGGAGUAGACGAGGAAUCUGAACUUUUCAAGUAUGCAGAACAUAUGUCCAGUUACAUUGUGAACAGUAGAAGUGAUAAUACAGCAAAAUCGUACUUUUAUGCAUUUAAACGUUGGGAAACAUUCAUUAAAAAACAUGGUUUUCAAGCUUUACCAGCACAACCGGUUCAUAUAGCUUUGUACAUAACUUAUUUGCUUGACACUGGUGCUACUUGUAACACUAUCAAUUCUGCUAUUUAUAGUAUAAAAUGGGUGCAUGAAAUGAGUAAUUUUGCAGAUCCAACUAAAAAUUCACAUUUACAUUCUUUACAAGAAUCUGCCAAGAGAGUGGCUACUGUUAAGAAGCACAAGAAGGACCCUGUUUCAUUAGAUAUGUUAUUGCAAUUGUGCAGAAUGUUUUCAAAUAAUCAAGAUUUACUUGUGGUUCGUGAUUUAGCAAUGAUUUUACUGUCUUUUGCUGGGUUUUUGCGUUACGAUGAGAUUAGCUCUCUUUUGUGUAAAAAUGUUAAAGUUAAAUCUGAUUAUUUAAUUUUGUAUAUAGAGAAGAGUAAGACUGACCAGUAUCGUAAUGGUAAUGAGGUUUUAAUUUCCAAGGGGGAUACCAUUGCUUGUCCAUAUGAGAUGUUUUUGAGAUAUGUAAAUCUUUCAGGUGUCAAUUUGGAAUCGAAUUUUUCCUUUUUAGACCUAUUUUUCGUUCUAAAAGUAUUUGUAAACUUAUAUAUUAAAACAAAAAGCUUAGUUAUACUACAGCCAGAGAAAGCAUUAUUUCUAGACUGAAACUAGUGUCAAAAGACCUGAAGCUUGGAUUGCAGUCAAUGCGGUCAGGUGGGGCUACUGCUGCUGCAAAUUCGGGUGUCAAUGAUAGGGUAUGGAAACGACACGGUCGUUGGAAAAGUGACAGUAGCAAGGAUGGUUACGUUAUGGACUCAGUUGAAAAAAGGCUGCAAGUAACGAAGCAUUUAGGAUUGUAAAUAGUUUUUGCUUCUCGUCCCGGUUCCCCCUAUAUUUGUAAGUUUUCUAGCGUACUUGACGGGCUAGUCGGCAAAAUUAAUAUUGUUUUUAAUUUGUAUAUUAAUUAUGGUAAACGUACAUAGUGCUUAUGUACGAUGGGGUGUAGGUCGGUCAGUAUUUUAAUAGAGUAAAUACGGUGUUGUACUAAUGACCUUACUGUUAAUUAAGAAAAACCUAAAAUAGUACAUUUUAGAACACAGUCUGUAUCUAGAUCAAAUUUUCCAUUUUUGUUUAAUGGUAACAAUAUUGAUAAUGUUUCCCAAUACACAUAUUUAGGUUUAUUGUUUACUGAGCAUUUAAGCUAUGAGAAUAUGGCAAAAGCAGUUGCUAAAGCCGCAAGUAGAUCGUUGGGUUUGUUGAUAUCUAAAUGUAAAGCUAAUGGUGGUUUUCAAUAUUGUACAUUUACAAAAUUGUUUGAUACGCUUGUAUGGUCUGUAAUAGAUUAUGGUGCCUCUAUAUGGGGUACACGUGAUUUUUCAUGUAUAAAUAGUGUAAAAAAUAGAGCCAUGCGUUUUAUCAUGGGUGUAGGAAAAUACACACCUAAUAUAUCUUUGUAUGGUGACAUGGGCUGGAUGCCAUGCAAAAUCAAACAGUGGACUAGUGUUUUUUAGAAAUUGGACAAGAUUAAAUAAAAUGAAUGAUGAUAGAGUAAAUAAGAAAGUGUAUAUAUGGGGUAACACAUGUAAAAGAGUAAAAAAUUG